Cimex lectularius (bed bug) is the source of this 979-nucleotide messenger RNA. Its product is annotated as dehydrogenase/reductase SDR family member 11-like. The record is from RefSeq and is a predicted model, not a curated record. Lineage: Eukaryota; Metazoa; Arthropoda; Insecta; Hemiptera; Cimicidae. The coding region runs from base 72 to 827 and encodes 251 amino acids. The transcript has 6 exons.
AGAAGGGGUAGAGGCUUCAAGGGACAAAGGCGACAGGAUCGUUUCAGUGGUCGAUUAGUUCUGUCGCAGACAUGUUUCGCUGUGUCGGAAAAUUGGCCGUCGUGACCGGAGCCAGCUCAGGGAUCGGGGCUGCCAUCGUGCAAAACCUUGCAAAACAGGGAGUCAACGUCGUCGGAAUCGCCCGGAGAGAGAGCAAAGUAAAGGAAUUGGCGGAGAGACUUUUAAAUGAGAAGGGAAAGGUUUACCCCUACAAGGCCGACAUUACAGAUGAGUCGGAAGUGGUCCAGGCGUUCCAGUGGAUCGAAACCAAUUUAAAACAGCCGGUCAAAAUCUUGGUUAACAACGCCGGCCUUUCCAUUUUACGGGACACAAAAGAGGGCAACACGGACGAGUGGAAAAAGAUGUUCGAUUUGAAUGUGAUCGCAGCUGGGACUUGUGUUAGAGAGACGCUAAAAUCAUUGAAAAACCAUAAUACAGAUGAUGGACAUAUCGUAAAUAUUUGCAGCAUUGUAGGCCACAGGACCCUGGCAGAUUUUCCCGGUUUCUACGUCUACUCGGCGACGAAACACGCACAGAAGGUGAUAUCCGAGGGGCUGCGUCAGGAAUUAAUUAGAGCUAAGAGCAAGACGAGAGUGUCGAGCUUGAGCCCCGGUUACGUGCAAAGUGAACUUUUUGCAUCGGCCCCUGAAGACAACAUGCAAACAUUAGCUGAAUCACCUCACCUUAAACCGGAGGACAUUGCAGACGCAGUAUCCUUCAUUAUAAACGCCCCAGAACACGUUAGGGUUCACGAAUUGACAAUCCAGUCUGCCGAGGAGUUAUUCUAAGUGAAAUAAGCACUUCCAUAAAAUUAUAUUCGUAACCAUAUAUGUAUCUUUUACCAUAUAAAUCUUGCUUAAAAAACCCAACCAAUUUUGUUUAAAUCACAAAUCUUUGUAAUUUAAUUAUUUGUAAUAAAUGAACAAAUCUUUUACCAAAA